AUGACUGGUGAUGGUCCUGGAUGCAGUGGGGAAACCUUGACCUUUUUAAGCUAAAGUCUUUCCCACAUCUCAGUUUGUCUGGGGCAAUGCCUGUUUAGUGAUUAAGGCUAGGUAAGAAAUAACCUAGGAAUCAGAAAAAUUUGGGGUCAAGUCUUUUCUUUUGAUUCACCGUGGCUGCAGUUCCUAGGCAAGGUUCUUGACCUCUCAGUGUUCCACCCUAAGUAAAGACUUAGAAGUUAACAUUACAUGCCUUGUGGUCCCCACCCCAUUCAGAAGAACUGCUUUUGAAACUGGUUCUUGGACCUAGUUAUGCUGGACUUCUCUAAACAGAUUUGUUAUGGGGAUGAAAUGAGAACAAAAACACUGAUUCUGAAGUAUAUGCUUAAACCUAGGGGGCUGUAAUUCAAAAUCUACUCUUUAUUUCCACCCCUUCUCCCCUAUUCCUAAAUCCCAAGUUAGAGACCUGAAAAGGGUAGGGAGGGGAACCAAGGUUUUUAUGUUUGAGGGAAGAGGAGUGAGAGAAUCUUCGACUCCACUUACAUAUCCAUUCAGUUGUGUCUUUUCCCUGGUUGUUUUCCUGCCAUUGCUAAGGCCUGGAACAGAGCCUGCUGGACAUGUGUGUGGGAGAGAAGCGAAGGGCAAUCAUUCCCCCUCACUUGGCCUAUGGAAAACGCGGAUUCCCCCCAUCUAUCCCAGGGGAUGCAGUGCUGCAGUUUGAGGUGGAAUUGAUCGCCUUGGUACGAGCCAGCUACUGGCAAAAGCUGGUGAAAACUCUCUUUCCUCUUCUGGGCAUGUGUCUGGUACCAGCCCUCCUGGGUCUCAUUGGCUACUACCUGUACAGCAAAGCCAGCAGCCCCAAGAUCUCUAAGAAGAAGCUCAGAGAGGAGAAGAAAAACAAAAGCAAAAAAAAAUAAAACCUCUUCCCUUAUAUCCG
Phascolarctos cinereus (koala) is the source of this 934-nucleotide messenger RNA. RefSeq names its product FKBP prolyl isomerase 11 (gene FKBP11). The record is from RefSeq and is a predicted model, not a curated record. Gene Ontology annotation, cellular component: endoplasmic reticulum. Gene Ontology annotation, molecular function: peptidyl-prolyl cis-trans isomerase activity. Gene Ontology annotation, biological process: protein peptidyl-prolyl isomerization. NCBI's taxonomy places the organism in Eukaryota, Metazoa, Chordata, Mammalia, Diprotodontia, Phascolarctidae.